Cuscuta campestris is the source of this 940-nucleotide messenger RNA. The record is from the annotation of a GenBank genome assembly. NCBI's taxonomy places the organism in Eukaryota, Viridiplantae, Streptophyta, Magnoliopsida, Solanales, Convolvulaceae.
AUUAAAUUUAAAAGAACUUCAUUUAGUAUUUCAUAUAAUUUUGUUCCGAAAAAGUUAAACUUAAUGUCUAAUUUGUUAUAGGUCUCAAGAGAAUUCCAUCCUAAUUUUUCUGCCAAGUGGAGGCGAUACAUGUACAUUUUUCCUUUAGAGCAAGUGCAGGGCUGGCAACAUAUAGAGGAUGUUGCAGAUAAAUAUUGCUCUGAUUCUAAUCAACUGAAUCAAUGUACUGAAAAUCUCAUUGAAGGAAACAAUGCAUAUGCAGUUGGUAAUUCCAAGGAGGACGUGGUUCCUGGCAACAAACCUAUUAGGUUUGAAGUAAGCAAGGUUAACCACUUACUGCGCCAACUAGAAGGAAAGCUUUUGUCGUACAAAAUGUUUGCACGAGAUACGAAACCUUCAAGGAACAUUGGCCCACCUACAGAGUGCUUUGUCUACCAUGCCCGAGCUAUUGAGGUCUCAUUACCAAGUGCAAAGGAUGGGAAGCAUACACAGACGAUGUGCAUUGAGUUGGUUGCCAAUCGCUUUUUACGCAAGAUGGUUAGGGUCCUGGUGUCAACGGUGAUAAGGGAAGCAGUUGCUGGCGCAGAUGAGGAUGCAUUACUGAAGCUGAUGGAUGCCACUUGCAGGCGUGCCACUGCUCCACCGGCACCACCAGAUGGCCUUUGCCUUGUAAACGUCGGUUAUGAGGAGUUCGACCCCAAAAGAUGUCUAAUCCCCUGAUGAUGAGAUCAGGGUAACACUGGCUACAGAGCACUUCUGCCCGUAUUGCAACACUUCUCUUUUAACAUUUCCAACUUUUUGAUCAUUUCUCUUUGUUCAUCAUUGAGACGUUUGUUAGUGUUACUAGGCACAGCACACUAUAAUGCACAUUGUGCCGUAGUGGCUUGAAUAUUGCCCACGCCGGCUCCCCAUCUAAGUUAGCGUUUGCUUUUGAUUGAUU